Messenger RNA from Leucoraja erinaceus (little skate), 3296 nucleotides. Its product is annotated as tumor necrosis factor alpha-induced protein 2-like. Gene Ontology annotation, cellular component: exocyst. Gene Ontology annotation, molecular function: SNARE binding. Bases 1052 to 3052 code for a protein of 666 amino acids. The transcript has 13 exons. Gene Ontology annotation, biological process: exocytosis; exocyst localization. The record is from RefSeq and is a predicted model, not a curated record. NCBI's taxonomy places the organism in Eukaryota, Metazoa, Chordata, Chondrichthyes, Rajiformes, Rajidae.
AUGAUGAAUUGUAGUAAUUCGUUUUAACAUUAAGGCUCCUUUCUUUCUCGGAAACAAAUGCCCUUUGACCCAUUAAUCUUGGGCGUAUUGGUGCUUUUAGCAUUUGGAAUCUUUUCACCGGGCUUUCACCGUCCUUACAGUGAUUGGCAAAAUAAUCAAGGAGGUGGAUUUUCCUUGCGUGGAGUUUUUCUUUAACGAUUUGGAAUCAAUUUCCUGAAAGAUUGUUGGAAGCAGACCCAACAAUAAUAUUGAAAGAUAAUUUAAUAUAUACUUGACGGGAAGAAUAAACAUUUGGAAGCCUGUGAGGAAUGCAAGGGGAGGGGGCAAUUAGUUGGCACAAGCAUGCUAGGCUUUGUGCUGCUUUGUACGUGUGUAUCUAAUCGAAGUGAAGAAUCUGUCUUUGUACAUAACAGUGGUACAAAGCUAGCUAUUUUUGCACGUCAACAUGUUAGCAUAUUUUGGAGGAAGUAAGCUGUUGGCAGCUAUUAGGAAUGCCUGACAAAUCAAUACAGUGUGUGAUUUCAAUUCUCUACUGACUUCAGAAUGCUACCCUUUAAUUACCGAAUGAAAGUCGUUCGUCUUUGCGAUGCGGAUCCCCGCGUUUGGUUGGUCUGGAUGAUAAACGCUGCUUGCAAUGAUAUCACGACAGCCGGAGUAGCCAGGGAAUUGAUGCUAUUCAAUCUAAACGGCCCUCGCUUAUUGAACCCCGUUCUUCUGCUGCUUGUGGAUAGAGCCCUUUUUUGGGACCGCCAGUCAGUCACAGUUGGGCUUUUCCACGUAAUUACCCAUCACAUGCCAAAUCAUUUUCCGAUCCCACCCCCAAGUAUAAAUAGAUACAGCCUACACCGAAGCUUCAAGUGCUUGCGACGGCCGGCUGCUUUGCGGAAUCAAAUAUUUUCAUAAUCUCUGUCCCAUUCCAAUUUUCCCAGAGCAAAUUUUCCCAGAACUAACGAAACGGGUGGAUAAUCGGCUCGAAGUAAUCUUAGAAGCUGAUUUUGUGGUUGAAUCAAGAAGGAAAUUGGAACCAUUUGGCAUCACGGUGCUGUCAAUCAUGAAGAAAUUCAAGAGUCACCUCGUGGGAGACAAGAAAGCCAUCAUACAGAAUAACCUUUCACCGAAAACUGACUGUUCAGGAAUAAGCCCAAAACUAAAUGUGGAGAAGAAACACAAUAAGAAAUGGGCCAUUUUCUCACCAUUUUCCCACAAGAAGGAAACAACGCUGAUUUCAACAGACAACAUUACAGAUACUGAAGAGAUCGAUGGAGAAAAUAUAAAAAUACCAUCAGAAAAAGACAUCCAAGUACUUAUCGAACAAAAGCAAUAUUUUAAGGCUGACUGCCACCUCAUCAAAUUGGAACAUGAGCGAUAUGCUCAUGACAGUACGGAAAUUGAUGAAGGUUUCAUCGAAGAGAAAAAAAAAGUUGAAUCAUUGUAUGAGCUGCUUAGUGUUGAAAUUUUCACAGUUGCGAAAAACUCAAUGAACAUUUCCAAGGAAAAUCCAAAUCUGUUGAAAAUGGCAGUGCAAGUGAAAACCCAAGAGGAAAAGUUAGAUCAGAUGUGUCUGGAGGAGAAAGGGACAUGUGGAGGUAUCGCAAAAGUUAGGCCAAGAGGAUGGGAAGCUAAAUGGCUGGAUGCUUUAGAGCAAUCUGUGAAUCAAAGAUUAGGUGAACUACUACGCAAUGUUUCUGAUGUUGACAAAGCCAAAUCGUCCAUUGAGUGUUUAGUGGAACAUCACAAAAAACUGAAAGAGGAUUUUGAUACCAUUGUGAACUGCAUCAAGCCAUGUUAUCCCCAAGAGUACAAUAUAUGUGAAAAGUAUGUGGAAUAUUAUCAUAAAAAAUGUUCCUCCCAUAUGGAAUUAAUCAUAGAAAAUGGACCUAAAGGAAAAGAUGUUUAUCCCAUUCUGCACUGGAUUGUCACUUGUUAUCCAAAGCUUAUGAAUACCAUCACACAAUCUGAAGAAAGAAGUCAGGAACUGUCAAGUACCUUGCUCCCAGAAAGCGUGAUCAGUCAUUUGAAAAGUGAAUACUUUUCUGCUUUACAGGCAGAUGCUAGAAUGCACAUGGCAAACAGUCUCCAUAUAGAAGAGGAGAAUUGGAGACGUGAAGAGGAGCCCAUUGUGCUGAAUGAGCAUUAUCACAGCGAAUUACCUAUCGACAUAAUCCAGAUAAUUGAGGGGGCUUUCCAGGACACCAGAACUCUUACUAAUGAAAUGUCAGACAGAGCACUAGACAUCAUGCUACAGGAAGCACAUUCCUUCCUAGAAUGCUUCCAGCGAUCAGCAGAGAAUUUUGAAAAAUCCAAUUUCAACAAUGCAAAUUUCAUUUCCAUUACAAUUUUAAUCGCCAACUGUUGUGAAGUUAUCAGGAAUUACAUUGAUACAAAUGAGAAAAUCACUAAUGUAGAGAUAAAGGAGAAAGUUCUAUCAAUUUUGAAUGAAAUGCAAAAGAAGAGAAAAGACAUUUUGCUAAAGACCUUGUUUUGUAACUUAAAGCCUCACUGUAAAAAGCUGGUGACAGAAAAAUGGUUCGAGUCCUCAGAUCCUAUCGACAAAAUAUUUGAAUUAUUGGAGGAGCAUCUUACAAGAUUAUUGAAAUUAAAAGCACCACUGUAUCAGGAUCUAUUGAGGGACAUCCAUAAGCAGCUCAUUACAGAAUACAUAAUAAGAAUUAUGAAGAAAAGGCUAUAUUGCAAAACAGAAAAUAAGCAGAAAAGUGUGGCAGACCAAAUAGAGAAUGAAGCUGUCCAGUUACAGAAACUCUUUACUUGUUAUCAGUCUGAAGAUACGUUUUUGGAGUCUGCACUUCUUAAAAUCGCUGAAAUCAUCCGGCUUAAAGAUAUCAUAGCUAUUACAGUGGAAGUUGCUGCACUCGUCCAUGACUUCCCAGAUGUUAGCAAACAGCAUAUUGGAGCCAUCUUGUACAUUAAAGGGAACGUGAAAAAAUCAGACGAGAAACAGAUUCUGAACAUUCUUAAUGAACCCCUGAUUGAUGCAAAUACUUCCAAGGACAUUAAACUUUUUAGCACUACUACUGUUCUAAAGACUCUCUGAGAAUCAUAACUUCAUUGAACUGGGACACCAGCAUAAUCUUUGUAUAUUUUUGUAGUCUCAUCAUUUUUAAGGAUGUAUUUGUAAGGCAAUGGUGUUUCAAAUGCAUAUUGUUACCUGUCGUAUGUCUGAUGUGGCACAUUUGAAUAAUAAUCACCACAUAAGUUACAGCAUUGUGAAUUUGUCACGUUCCUCACACCUUAUGGCUGAACGUCUUUCAAGAAAUAAAGGCAUUUUCUUUGGCAUA